AUGGUGCUGACGCUGCCUCUCGCGGCAGGAGGGAGCCGGCAGGACCCCGAGCCGGGGAACAGCAGCGGGGCAGCGGGCGCGGCGCCCGGCAGCAGCCUGCCCCCCCUGGAGAGGGGCUGCGCCUGGGGCCCCCGGCCCAACGGCAGCGAGGAGGCCCUGCGGCUGCCCACCUUCUCCCCCGCCGCCCAGGCCCGCGUGGCCGUCACCUUCGCCCUCUUCGCCCUCGCCGCCGGCUGCAACCUGGCGGUGCUGCGGGCGGCCGGGGGCCGGCGGGGGGGCCGGCGCUCCCACAUCCGCGUGCUGCUGCUGCACCUGGCCGCGGCCGACCUGCUGGUGACGGUGGUGGCCAUGCCGCUGGACGCCGUCUGGAACAUCACCCUGCAGUGGCGGGCGGGCGACCUGGCCUGCCGCCUCCUCAUGUACCUCAGGCUGCUGGCCAUGUACGCCUCCGCCUUCGUCACCGUGGUCAUCAGCCUGGACCGGCACGCCGCCAUCCUGCGCCCGCUGGCCAUCGCCCGCGCCCGGAGGAGGAACCGGCUCAUGCUCUACGUCGCCUGGCUGCUCAGCGCCGGGCUCUCCGUGCCGCAGCUGUUCCUCUUCCGCACGGUCACCGUCCGCUCCCCGCGCAACUUCACGCAGUGCACGACGCGCGGCAGCUUCGGCCAGCCCUGGCACGAGACCCUCUACAACAUGCUCAGCUUCGCCGGCCUCUUCCUGCUGCCGCUGCUGGUCAUGGUGUGCUGCUACGCGCGCAUCCUCCUGGAGAUCUCCCGGCGCAUGGGAAACGGCCUCUUCUCCUCCCGGGACACGUCCCUGCGGCGCUCCAGGAACAACAUCCCGCGGGCACGGCUGCGCAUGCUGAAGAUGAGCCUGGUCAUCGUCUCCUCCUUCAUCGUCUGCUGGACCCCCUACUACCUGCUGGGGCUGUGGUACUGGUUCUGCCCGCGGGCCGUGGAGAGGAGGGUCUCGCCGUCCCUCAGCCACAUCCUCUUCAUCUUCGGCCUCCUCAACGCCUGCCUAGACCCCAUCACCUACGGGCUCUUCACCAUCCCCUGGCGGAGGGGCGCGGGCUGCGGCUGCCCCUGGGGGCCGGGCCCCGCGCCGGAGCCGCCCUCCCCGGCCACGGGCUCCUCGCGCUGCUCGGCCUCCUCCCUGCGGGCCAAGCGGAGGCCCGAGGCGCCGGGGCCGCCGGCCGGGGCCAGCGCCUGCGAGAGCAGCUCCCUGUGAGGCCGCUGCCGGGGAGCCCUUGGGGCCCCGCUCCCCGCCGAGCUGCCGUGUGCCGGGGCCGGGGCCGGGGCUGCCGCCGGGAGUGGCGGGCAGGACGGUGCAGGACCGGCCCGGGGAGGACGGGGUCGUUGCAGCUCUGCUCCCGCACCCCAA
This is a messenger RNA of Dromaius novaehollandiae (emu), 1380 nucleotides long. RefSeq names its product gonadotropin-releasing hormone II receptor-like. Gene Ontology annotation, cellular component: plasma membrane. The transcript has 3 exons. Bases 1 to 1227 code for a protein of 408 amino acids. The record is from RefSeq and is a predicted model, not a curated record. NCBI's taxonomy places the organism in Eukaryota, Metazoa, Chordata, Aves, Casuariiformes, Dromaiidae. Gene Ontology annotation, molecular function: peptide binding; G protein-coupled receptor activity; protein-hormone receptor activity. Gene Ontology annotation, biological process: cellular response to hormone stimulus; G protein-coupled receptor signaling pathway.